AUUAAAAAACCAGGAGUGUUUGGACUAAUCCCAGACACAUGGUAAACCUAACAUACUCCUGAAAUACACCUAAUUGAUUUUUUAUUUAUAACCCUGUAUUCACCUGACCAAAAGUUGUGUUCUUCAUACCACCAAAGUUCACUGUUUCCCACUACUAACUUCACCCUAUCCAUCUCUAUUUUUAAAUUUUCUAAGAAUUCUACCGGUUUAAGCCAUGUGACUUUCCAUGGUUCUGGUGAUGGUAUCUUCCUGAGUAGUUUCCACCCAGAGACUAAAUGGGGAACUAUUUUAUGCUUAAGAAUGGGAGCAUAAUUGAACCAACAGAAACACUGUAUGCCCUCCAGAAAAAAAAUAUUGACUCUUAGUUUCCCCCUUCGUUUUCAGCUGUUCACAGUGGUAGCACAUCAAGGCCAUUUUGGCUAAUGUUACAAUGCCAGAUCAGUUUAGUCAUUCAUAUUCUUGAUGGAGCAACUAUUGAAAAGGCUGCUUGACCCUUUUCAGGACCUACAUUUGCUCAUGGUCUUUCCAAAGAUACCCCUCAAAUGUGGUUUCACCUAUGGAACAGAUAUCUGUAUUGUUGAGACGUUCAAGCCACUACACUUCAACAAUGUUUGUUGGGUGGAAGGGGGGAGGGGUGUGCCUGUAAGUCAUUUAAUUUACUGGUCAAGUGAUGAAAUAUUUUGAUAGCAGGUACCAAAAAGCUUAUGUACGGAGAGGUAGACAUUUAUUACAUUGUAUUUGGCAGUUAUUGUAUGUUGUCAUAUAAAUAUGAACUUAGUACAUAUUGGGGGUACUAUUGACAGUUACUGAAUUACAAAGGUAUUGAACAGAAACUACUACCAUUACAGUAUUACAUUUUGUUGUAUUUUUUUUCUCAUUAUACAGUACAGUACUAUUAGAAUUUGAAUGAAGUGGGAGAGUAGCACAGUAAAUCCCAAUCAUUUGCUAAUCUACUCAUGGGGGGACGGGGGAAGGCAUGUAUUUGAGAUAAGAUGUGUGUGUUUUUGUUUUGUGGACAUUGUAGUCAAUAGAAAAUAUUUGUAUAAUUGUAACUGCUUUUUCCAUGUUUACCCACGAAAGAUAUCGAUGUUGCCAUUGGAAGAGGAUUUUCCUCCAUUUUUCUGAAUGAUAAUUUAUUAGCUUGUAUUGGAGGCUUAAAAGUGUUAUUCCAUGCUGCAGUGCUUCAUCACUUUAAUAUUUCACUGCAUUUGCUGUUUCAAAUCUGUUGUGGAACCUGCCACUCCCAUCACUUAGCAUUAGAAAUUAGUAUUGCAUCUUUCAGCACAAGAAGUGUUGUAAGAUAAAUUCACAGUAGUGAUGUGUAAUGUGACACUAGAAUUUAUAUGAAAUGCUGAAACUUUCCUUUUGUUGGAAGUCAUCAAGCUUUCCUUUCCCCCCUCCCCCAUGUCCAGACUGAAUCUGUGCAGACAAUCCACAAAGCUCAUAUCUUGUGGAUGAGCUGUAGUGGCUUUAAGUAUGAGUGUAGCAUGAAUUUGGUUUGAUGAACCUUAUGUCAGCACUCAAGUGUGAAUUGCUGAAUACUAGUGUAGAUUUACUUGUUCACAUCCAUUUCUUUAAGAGAUGAAAUAUUGAUUCACCAGAUGCACACAUGAAUGGGCUCUUUUUCUUGCACACAUUUAGUUAGUGCUGACCAUUAACUGAGCCCCAUUAGCAAGUUUGUAAGUGCCAAGAGAGAUACCAAGCACUUGUAAAAUGUGUAUAAUCCCUUCUUUUUGUUCAUCUUUUGUAAGCCAGUCAUUGCUCGUGUCAGGCUCAAUUAUCUCAGAAGUCCACUUAUUACUUUCACUUCAAACCUAAGGUUGUCAUGUAGUUCCCUUCCCAUAUUAUGUACUUUCUAGACAGCUUAAUUUGUACUUAAUGCCCGUGGGUACUCAUGAUUGAAAAGAUAAUUUUAUUGCUAUAGUAGCUGUAUACAAACAUCUCUCAAUCUAGUAGUUUUUGGGCAGCUAGAAAGGGGUCCUGCACGAAGAUAGUAUGAUAUAUCUGUGAACCAAAAACUUAGUUGAAGGCACUGUAAUGGUUAAUACUGUCUGCCCUCCCUAUAUCAGUAUCAGGGGAUCUUGGAACACAUUUUAUAUUUAUGUUCUAUGUCUUAGGCAUUUAUCUUUCUUUUUUGUGUACACAAAUUGUCAUGGUUUGAUAUGUGUUUGCUCAGUACAGUGUUCUAAAGCUGCCACAAAAAUGUUCAUUGUAAAUGAAUGGGUAUACACACAUCUUUAUGUUGGAACGGUGUGUGCUCAAUUGUCAAGUGAAAUGUGGAGUACCAGAUCUGUUCUUCAUAAUCUGUUCAUUGUUUCCUGCAUCUUGCUUUAUAGUGGAGGGUGCUUUAGUUAGCUUUUGGACUGCAAAAAUAUUUCAUUAUAGAUAUCAUAUACAUCAUUCAGACAGAAAUUGCUGCUUAUUGUUCUUAAGUAUUUUUAGGAAUAGGUCAUAAGUUUCUCACUGGAAAUUGUAAAAAGUUUCUGAAAAACCAUGUUAUUUCUUUAAAUCAUUAGUUUUCUACUGGGCCAUUUUGUGUUUUGAAAGAUAUGACAUGUAGAAAAGCAGUGCCACCUCCCACAACUUUGAACAACAACAAAUGUAACUGAAAGCUGGGAAAAGAAUUGAGUAAGUUUCUCUGUGUCUCCAAAGAUAGUUAAUACUGAAUGCAAAUCUCAUGGAGAUUUCAGAAAGAUGCAAGUUGCAUACAGGUGCAAUACAUUGCUAGAAAUACUGAUGGAAAGGAGUUGGACUCAGAAAUGAAAAAGUCAUGGGUAACUCAGGGGUGACACAGGAAGCUUCUGUGACAAGACAUGCAGCUGUCACAAUAAAUGUAACCACUUCAUCUAGUAUAUAAUGAUACAUGAAAACAAGAAAGGAAGAGAAAAAAACUAAUAAAACUACAACACGAGAAAUAAUAUUUAAAAAAAUCUAGAAAUAUAAGGAAGACACAAAAGUACUACAGAAGCCAAGAAAUUCAGAAAUUCCAGUGCCCAAAACAAAACAAAAAGAAAUGACAAAUACUCUGAAGCAGUACAUAGUUGGAAUUCAUGGCUGGAAAGUGAGGAGAAAAGUUGAAAGGCAGGCUCAUAAUGAGUUAUUAAGUUUUGAAUCCAGUACACAGAUUUGUAGCUAAUAAUGGCUGACAGAUUGCCAAAUUUCGGCAACCUCAAAACAAAAGAGGGAUUGGAAGUGCUGAAUUGUCAUCUUUCAGAUAAAAGUUUUGUGGAAGGGUUUGUGAUAAGCCAGUCAGAUUUUAUCACAUUUUCUGCAGUAGAAAGUGAACCACCAGAAAACCUCCCUCAUGUUUGUCGCUGGUUCCGACACAUUGCCAGUUAUGGAAAACAUACUCAGAUUAAUUCAGAGAACAACCCUUCUAAUAACAUAAAUGAAUCUUCAGGGGCAGAACUAUCUCCCACAGUAUCUAAUAAUGUGAAGGCAGCUACUGUGAAGCCAAAAAAGGAGAAGAAACCUGCUGGAACCAAGACAGAUGUGGCAGAAUUAAAACCAUGGCCAUCAUAUAUUCAGGAGAGACUGGAUCUCUGGGACAAACUGAAAGCUGAAUAUGAUGCCGAGAUAGCUGCUAAACCAUCAGAGCCUAUUGUAAUCACUUUGCCUGAUGGAAAGACUGUAGAUGGCAUGUCAUGGCGUACUACCCCGUAUGAUGUAGCUAAAGGAAUAAGUCAGGGCCUGGCAGAUAACACAGUAAUUGCCAAAGUUGAUGGAGUUGUUUGGGACUUAGAUAGGCCACUGACCAAUAGCUGCAAGCUUCAGUUGCUGAAGUUUGAUGAUGAAGAAGCCCAGCAAGUAUUCUGGCAUUCAUCAGCACACAUUCUUGGUGAAGCAAUGGAGAGGAUAUAUGGAGGUUGUUUAUGCUAUGGGCCUCCCAUUGAGAAUGGAUUUUACUACGAUAUGUUUCUGGAGGACAGACAGGUGUCUAAUUUGGAUUUCCCAGUGGUGGAAGGUCUUGUUAAAACCAUUAUAAAGGAGAAGCAAAACUUUGAACGACUUGAGGUCAAGAAAGAAGAUUUACUAAAAAUGUUUGAGUACAAUCCAUUCAAAGUAAGAAUUCUAAAAGAGAAGGUCCAGACACCAACUACUACAGUAUAUCGCUGUGGGCCUCUCAUUGAUCUAUGUCGUGGACCACAUGUGAGGCAUACUGGCAAAGUGAAAGCUUUCAAGGUCACUAAGAACUCUGCAACAUAUUGGGAAGGUAACUGUGAGGCUGAGUCAUUGCAGCGAGUCUACGGAAUCUCUUUCCCUGAUUCAAAGCAACUUAAAGAAUGGGAGAAGCUCCAGGAGGAGGCUGCGAAGAGGGACCAUCGCAAAAUUGGAAGAGAACAAGAAUUGUUCUUUUUCCAUGAGUUAAGUGCAGGAUCUUGCUUUUUCUUACCAAAAGGAGCCCACAUAUAUAACACUCUUAUUGAAUUUAUAAAGCAAGAGUACAGAAAAAGAGGAUUCCACGAAGUCGUGACUCCAAAUAUUUACAAUUCCAAACUUUGGCAGACAUCUGGCCAUUGGGCCCACUAUGCAGAAAAUAUGUUUUCAUUUGAUGUCGAAAAAGAAAAAUAUGCCCUGAAGCCUAUGAAUUGUCCAGGACAUUGCUUAAUGUUCGACCAGCGCACUCGAUCCUGGCGGGAACUGCCACUUCGUCUAGCAGACUUCGGAGUGCUACAUCGGAACGAGUUAUCUGGUGCGCUCACAGGGCUUACCAGAGUGAGGCGCUUCCAGCAGGAUGAUGCUCACAUAUUUUGUACGGUGGAACAGAUUCAUAAUGAGAUGUUAGGAGCACUAGACUUCCUGAGAUCUGUAUAUUCAGUUUUUGGAUUUACUUUUCAAUUAAGACUGUCUACUCGACCAGAGAAGUUUCUCGGAGAAAUUAGUAUGUGGAAUGAAGCAGAGAAGCAAUUGGCAGAGAGUCUGAAUGCUUUUGGUGAACCUUGGAAGGAAAACCCAGGUGAUGGGGCCUUCUAUGGUCCUAAGAUAGACAUAACAAUAAUGGAUGCAUUACGGAGGUCACAUCAGUGUGCUACAAUUCAGUUAGAUUUCCAACUACCUAUUCGAUUCAACUUAUCAUAUGUCAGUGAGUCAGGUGACAAGAAGAGGCCAGUCAUAAUUCAUCGUGCAGUCCUCGGAUCUGUAGAGAGGAUGAUUGCCAUUCUUACAGAGUCUUAUGCUGGGAAGUGGCCGUUUUGGCUGUCACCAAGACAGUGUAUUGUUAUCCCUGUUGGUCCGUCAGUAGAUGAUUAUGCACACAAGGUGCAGAAAGAGAUUUAUAAUUCAGGCUUCCUGUGUGAUGUGGACGUAGAUCCAGGUGAUACAAUGAAUAAGAAAAUAAGAAAUGCGCAAUUGUCCCAGUAUAACUUCAUUAUGGUGGUUGGUGAAAAAGAGAAGACAUCAGGAACUGUGAAUGUUCGCACCAGAGACAAUAUUGUACAUGGUGAAUUUUCUGUACCAACAGUAAUUGAAAAAUUCUGCAAACUGAAACAGGACAGGACCCUAAAGAGUGAAGAAAAUUUCUGAGAAGAGUAAGGAACCUCUUCCAUCAGUAUUGCUAAAGACAUUUAUAAACAGGUGGUACUCAUCUUGUGAACUGACUGCCAGCCACUAAAUGAAGAUGUGACUGCCACCAGUAUUCAUUUUAUUGUAUUUAAACUAUGAUCUUCUAUCUCCGCCCAAAUGCCUAAUUUAUUUUGUUUUUGUAUUUAAACAGUAAGAAUAUACAAUAAAUUGGAUACUGAAGAGCUUUA
Messenger RNA from Schistocerca gregaria, 5750 nucleotides. It is a transcript of the gene ThrRS, whose product is annotated as threonine--tRNA ligase 1, cytoplasmic. The transcript is spliced from 18 exons. The record is from RefSeq and is a predicted model, not a curated record. The coding region runs from base 3139 to 5523 and encodes 794 amino acids. Gene Ontology annotation, biological process: threonyl-tRNA aminoacylation. NCBI's taxonomy places the organism in Eukaryota, Metazoa, Arthropoda, Insecta, Orthoptera, Acrididae. Gene Ontology annotation, molecular function: ATP binding; threonine-tRNA ligase activity. Gene Ontology annotation, cellular component: cytoplasm.